GAGUCUGGCGGGGUGCCGAGGAGAGGUAGCGGUGGCAGAGAUGGGCUCACACAUCUGAAUCACUACUCACCCUCCAGUCAAGCAUCUUGAAAACCUAAAGGACGACUAGUUUUUUUUUUUUACCAUUUUUUUUUCUUUUUCUUUUUUUUUUUUUUGGAGGGGGUUUUUGCUUGUGGUGCUCAUUAAGACCGGCAGAGUGAAGCUACCAAAAGCAGGAGCGGGAAGGUUUAUAGUUGCAUUCCGACGCUCAGCAGUCCUGUGGUCUCACCUGCUCCGCCCGGAGAAGAGGUCCGCUUUGAUAAUAAUGCAUCCAGAUAAGUACUUACCUGAAUUGGUGGCCGAGAAAAACAGCUUGGAUCCCUCCUUCGUGCACGCAGUGCGCCUGCUUGCAGAAGAGAUUGAAAAGUAUGAAGGGGAUGAAUUGAGAAAAGAUGGUGACAUGAAGAAAUAUCUUGAUAUCAUCAGCAAUAAAAAUAUCAAGCUGUCCGAAAGAGUGCUCAUUCCAGUUCAACAGUAUCCAAAGUUUAAUUUUGUCGGAAAGCUGCUGGGACCACGGGGAAAUUCCAUGAAACGAUUACAGGAAGAAACGGGUGUGAAGAUGUCCAUCCUCGGCAAAGGGUCCAUGAGGGAUAAAGGCAAGGAAGAAGAAUUAAGGAAAAGCGGGGAGGCCAAGUACGCCCAUCUGAGUAAUGAUCUUCACGUUUUAAUUGAAGUUUUCGCUCCACCUGGAGAGGCAUAUUCCCGCAUGAGUCAUGCUUUGGAGGAGAUUAAGAAAUUCCUAGUUCCAGACUACAAUGACGAGAUCAGACAGGAGCAACUGAGAGAGCUCUCCCUGUUGAACGGCUCUGACGAGUCGAGCAGAGGGAGGAGUGCGCAAGGGAGGAGCGUACGGCCAGCAAGCACAAUAUCCACGAGGGGCCAUAGGGGCACAGGGAGGAGUGCAGCAGCACCUCGAGGGACAGCAGCAGUGACACACAGCAAACUCCCCACGACUGUUUUAUCGAGGGAGGUACAAGCUCCGAGAGCCAGGGGGGCAGCAGGGAGCGCUGGAUACAGGGUCCCGCUGUUAGCAGUCACACAUGAAUCAUACGACGACUAUGGCUACGAUGAUGGAUACGGUGGAGAAUAUGAUGACGAGAGUUACGAAGCCUAUGAGGAUAACUACAGCAAUCAGUCAAAGAGUAUUUCAGAAUAUUACGAAUAUGGACAUGGAACCAGUGAUGAAUCUUACAACAACUAUGAGGAGGAGUGGGCGACUACCCGUCCCAGUCUCAAAGCCCCUGCUUUACGGCUGACAAGAGGGGGCUACAGGAAACAUCCCUAUGGUAGAUACUGAAGAUAAAGAAACCACCAACACCAUAGUGUGAUUUGGUCAAAGCAGAGAGGAAUACAACUGAGCAGAAUGCACAAAAACCAGCUCCCAGAGGAGUGAAGAUUGUACUCAGCCAUCAGACAUGUUCGGGUGCUUCAUCAGUCAGGAAAGUAGCUUGAUAAAUUUGGACUGGAGAGAAAAAGAUGAUGAAACAUGAAACAUGUUGGCAAAGACCGACAAAUGACUCACAGUGACCCAGCUUCCAGUCUGCCCUGAAGACGUAGCUCUUCUUAGACGGUGUAUUAUAACCUCUUGUCUUGUAAAUGCAACGAUGGCCGAAGCUCCUCUCAAGUGUCAAUCACCACCACCCACUUCCAGCAGGAAACCAUGUUUGAUGGCAGAGAAUACCUACAAAUAGCCCCUUUAAACCUGAAAGUAGUUGUAAAAAACUCUUAGUGGACUUUCUCAGGUUGUUAAGUGACAUGAAGACAACAAGAAGUUACAUCCCUUGGGGACAAUAAAACUUUUAACUUGUGCUAAAACAUCUAUUUGUUAUAUUUUUGACAUGUAGAAAUGCCCUCAGGUUAGUUCAUUUCAUUUCAACCAACCAGUAGAAAAGGAACUUUAACCUGCUUCUGAUAUUAGACAUGUGUUUUUUGCAUUGUGUCACUUCAGUUUCACUUUAUCAAUUUUUUUUUUUUUUAAUAAAAUGGAAUGGCGUAAAGUAAACAGACUUUACACUGGAAAUAUAGAAAGAGAAAAACUCAACAUGACUGCACCUUAUUUCUAACCGUGUUGAGAGGUGUUGUCAUCUGGCGGCUGCUGUCAUUACCAACCUGUGCGCACCCUGUGUCUGUUCCCAGCUCACUAAUAAAUGGUUCACUUAGUGCUGCCAACAUGAACAUGUUAGUUCAUUAAGCAAGUCGAGCCCACUGCUGGCGUUCUGGCCAAAUGUCACAGCUACUUUACGAGCCCAACCCAUCACUGCCUCCGCAAUAUACUUCAGCAAGGAGUCACAGCUCACACCUUGUGUCAUUUUCUGAGUGGUAGUCAUAAUGGAUGACACCGUCUGCAGCUCUACAUAUGGUAUGCAGUGAUUAACACUUGAGAAUGAUAGAAGCAAUACAGGCGUCCCACUGUUCAUGAAUGUCUUUUUUCUGAAUUUGUUUGUUCCUAUGUGAUUUACAAAACAAUAAAUCGAUAGCCUCGUAAACCGAGCACAUCUUGAGCUUCUCGCAACAUGCUCAACUUGAACAGCUUGCGGGCCAAACGAGUCAGAUUUAGUGCAGACGAUCAUCCAUUUCUUAUCUUUUUGGAUUGAAAUGGAUUUCAUGAAUCCAGUCAAUUGUAUGGCAAACUCAUUUCAUCAAAAUACACACCCCUGUCUCUGGCAUUUGUUUAAUUCAUUUGCUCCGUGACAUGCGCCCCACACAGCCUGUCAGACAGCAUGGCAUUUAUCUUCCUCGAUAUCACUUGAUCUAAAUAUUGGAAACACAAAGACACACCAAAGUGGAUCAGGAUCUAGGCGAGUACCCAGAAAUGUUCAAUGAUGCAAAACAGUGCAUUUCCCCCAGCCAGGGACAGCUACCUGAGCAAACUGAGCUCUGUUUAGACAGCUGCUUGAUGAGCCAGAAUAGAAAAUGAGGGCUUAUGAUCACCCGAGUCUAAAAGGGCCUCUUCACCAGCAUAGCACUUGUGAUGAAAUGGUGUGCGGAGUCAGAGUCCUUGACGUGUUUUGAUGAUUCUCAUGUUGUUUCCCCUGCGACAGCAGGCUGGGAUCUAAGCCAGGUGACAGAAGGUGAGGAUGUAUAGCUUGAGUUGCAGUUUUUAGGAAGUUGUGAGCUACUGUAUAGAGUACUGAUCUUAGCUCCCUUUUGCACAAAAGCCUGCCCCCCAGCUCAUUAGAGCUAUUUUUGGAGAGAUGAUGAGUUCUGACAUGUUGUGUUGCAUUUUGCAUUUGGAUAAACUAAGCAGCAAGUAAACUGGGCUAACUAUGUUUUCUACCAAUGAAGUGAUCACGUACAAAAAACAUAUAAACAGGGCUAGUUUGAUGCAGAAGAGGUUUUUGGUUUGUACCAUUGCAUGAAAUGUUUGGCAGGAUGAGGCAUUCCUUGAAAUAUUUGCAGCAGGAUUGCAUAGCUUAUUUUAGAAAAAAAAACAUAUAAAUACAAUAUACCACCCGAGAAAAACAAACAAAAACUGAUAUUCAUUGUAAUGAUUUUCAGCUGUUUGGGCUCAAGGUCUAAAUCUGCCUCGAGUCUCUCUCAAGGAAAACUAAACAAAGUAUCUCUGGAUAAUGUCUUAAAACAACCAGUAGAGUCUGAAAUCUCUUCUCACCGACAAGUUACUAAAUACAUCUCCAUAUUCUGAUCACACAUAGCUAUUUAUGAAUAAACAUAAUAUUUCCUUGGUAACUAGGCUUCUGUAGACCACAAAAGGUAGGAGAGAGCAGGAUAAGGUGUUUAUACGCCUCUAUACUCUGGUUAAUGAUGGCAGAGUGAUGCACAGCUUAUGUAUCUUUUCCACUAAGUCUUAACUGGAUCAGAGAUACAGUCAAAUGUACAGUAUGUGUUACACAAAAUCUAAGCAGGAUUUAGUGCUACAUAUAGUCUGUAUUUUUUCCCUCAUUCAGUACCAAAGGUCAUCUGUGUGAUGCUUUCCAUAGUGUGUAAAAAAUUUCUCAGA
Molecule: messenger RNA, 3997 nt
Organism: Seriola aureovittata
Lineage: Eukaryota; Metazoa; Chordata; Actinopteri; Carangiformes; Carangidae
Gene: khdrbs2
Product: KH domain containing, RNA binding, signal transduction associated 2
Exons: 14
Coding region: 305-1336 (343 amino acids)
Biological process (GO): regulation of alternative mRNA splicing, via spliceosome
Cellular component (GO): nucleus
Molecular function (GO): mRNA binding; poly(A) binding
Source: RefSeq, a predicted model, not a curated record